AGCUGUCCCAGUCCCAGUCCCACUUCCCAGUUCUUCGUCCGUGUGUGUGUAUGUGGAUCAUCGUGCAGCAAGAGCUUCUGGCCUCAGGGGUCCCUUCAUUGGCAGUACGACAUUGUCAGUGGGUACCAUUCGACGUGGAACGCAUCGAAUGCCGAUCGCCAGCUUCGUGUCGCGUCGCGUUUGCCAGAGCGAGAGCUUUCACAGCCAUCGAGUGAGUGCCAGAGCGGGAAAGCGAGAGCGCAUGCGCAUCUGCAUCUGCAUUGGUCAUAGUAACGGACAGGCGAACAGGCGGACACUCAGACAGCGGACAGCAGACAGCGGAAAGCGGACAGAUUGUUUUAGCUGAUUGCGAGUGGCAGCGUUUUUAUGGCUUAUUGAAAUCGGCAAACGGCAGUCAAAAAGCGCGCGCUCCGCAGCCCACAACUCGGAGAGACCACCUCCCACUCGAGACCGUAAACUGUUAACCGUAAACCAUCGACCGUAAAUCCAGACUCUUUCGGCACCGAUAGAGUUGGCAAAAAUGUAGCUCUCGAUCGAAGUGCAAUUGAAUAAUAAAUCAAAGUUCGCGCCACAGCUUAAUGGUUGUACGAGUACACACAAAUUAUAAAGUGAUCGUGCAUUAAAAACCGAUCGACAACCACAUACAAUACGUGCAUAUGUAUAGGCCACUCCAGGCACAUCAGCAUUUACCCCCAAGCCCCCACAUCGGCUGUCAUCGCGAAGUGCAAAUAAUUAACCGUCGCGAGCUUACAAAAUUAAUUCAUUAAAUGUGCCACUGACUACACAAUUUUUUUGCAAUUAUUUUAUCGUUUCUGUUUCCUUUCGGCUGAGUUUUGGUUUUGUUCCGAUUAUCCUCCUGGCGGCAGGCAGCACGCGAGAGCCCCCUAACAAUAAUUAUGAGCAAUUAUAAUCCGAAUUGCGGUUACUUCGAGGAUUGCAGCUACUACACGAACAAUGUGUACCAACAGGAUUAUUGCAUGCAGCCGGAUUACGAGUACAACAAGCAUGUAUACGAUUUGUUUGAUGCCAAAGUGCCGUCGUCGCAGCGCUCCGGCUUCCAUAUAUCGGACAUCCUCAACCUGGAUGGCUCCGAUCUGAAGAAUGCCGCCGCCGCUGCUGCUGCCGCUGCUGCUGCCCAGCACAGCAGCGAGCUGAGCCACGCGGCGGAAGCCAGCAAUGGCCAUGGCCCAGCAACGCUCUCGCCGACGCCCACCAGUGCGGCGGCGCUGGAGGAGCAUGGCGCUGGGUCCGGACACGGCGAGCACCACACCACAGAGCACCAUCCCCAGCAGCCGCACCACCCGCCGCAGCAUCCGCAUCACCAUCAGCCGCAUCCCCAGCACCACCAGCAACAGCAUCCGCAUCCGCAUCCGAAUCCGCAUCCGCAGCACCACCAGCAAACGAUAGCCCCACCCUUGCCACUGUCGCACCACCAGAGCAGUGCGGCUGCUGCUGCUGCUGCCGCCGCCAGUGCGGGAGUUGCAUCCGAUCACCACGUGGGCGCCCACGCCCAUGCCGCCGCCCACCUGCUGGCCAGUCACAAUGCGGCGGCCGCCGCUGCCGUUGCCGCCGGGCAGUAUCUGCCCAAGAAUUUCGCAGGCACCUUCGGGGACGAGAUGUCCUCCUACCACCACAUGGCCCAGACAAUGCUCCAACACUCGGGACGUAGCGCGUGGAUCAAAGAAAACGAAUUAUACGGCACACAGCAGCCGGCCAGUCCUGAUAGCACCUCGCCGGUCACAUCGGAGGUCUCCUACACGUACAUCGGCUCCAAUUGCCAAACCUCGCCCGCCCUCUCCGGCGACUACAAGAACUACAGUCGGUCGGCGGACAGUGAUGCCCUCUCGGUGGGCGAUGCCAUGCACAGCAUCCAUGGCGGUGCCAAUUCUGGUGGACCCUCGGCGGCACAUGCCCUACACAACAACAAUAACAACAACAACAACAAUAGCACCAGCAACAACAACAACAACAAUCACAGCCUGAAACACGAUCACCCCAUCAAUGGAGCUGGUGGCGGAGGCGGAGGAGCAAGCAGCGGGCACGAUGACAGCCUCAACGAGGAUGGCAUCGAGGAGGACAUCGACGAUGUGGACGAUGCGGAUGGCAGCGGUGGCGGCGGCAGUGGCGGCCUCAAUAGCGACGGACUGCCCAACAAGAAGCGCAAGCGCCGCGUGCUCUUCACCAAGGCGCAGACCUACGAGCUGGAGCGACGAUUCCGACAGCAGCGAUACCUGAGCGCACCGGAGCGCGAGCAUCUGGCCAGCCUCAUUCGUCUGACGCCGACGCAGGUGAAGAUCUGGUUCCAGAAUCACCGCUACAAGACGAAGCGGGCACAGAACGAAAAGGGAUACGAGCAUCCGGGGCUGCUGCAUGGCCACGCCACCCACCCGCACCAUCCGUCGGCCCUGCCAUCGCCAAGGCGCGUCGCCGUGCCCGUGCUGGUGCGCAACGGCAAGCCGUGCCUCGGCGACGGCUCCAAGCUGGCGCCCGACUGUGUCUCCGUGAGCUCAGCGACGGCCACGGCCAUGCAGAAUGCGGCCGCCGCCCACCACCUGGUGGCGCUGAAUGGGGCCGCCUAUCAGCAUGCGGCUGCUGCGGCCGCCGCUGGACUCCAUGCACAUGCCCAUGCCCAUGCGCAGGCCCAUGCCCACGUUCAUCCACAUGCGCAUGCGCAGCGUGCCGCCUGGUGGCCCUAAUACUGCUAGAUACGGAGAGGCUGAGCGAGAGUCAGUGGCAGUGGCAGUGGCAGAGGGUGUGGUAUGGAGGUAUGGAGGACACUCGAAUAGUCGACACUGGAGCUGGGAAUUCGAACAAAACUUUGGUGCAAUAAUGGAACAUAAUGGAACCUUGUCACAGCCGGCUCGCCAGGCCAACCCGCCCCACCCCCCAGAAAAAAGAGAACCGAAUCGAAGAGAAGCGAAGGAGAAGCAGCCAAAAACUAAAUAUGUGGAAAAAGAAGAGCAUAGUCAAAGUAGAAGCCUCUGUCAAUCCUGUACAUAAGUCAGACAAAGGUA
Messenger RNA from Drosophila obscura, 3014 nucleotides. RefSeq names its product homeobox protein vnd (gene vnd). Gene Ontology annotation, cellular component: nucleus. Lineage: Eukaryota; Metazoa; Arthropoda; Insecta; Diptera; Drosophilidae. Bases 897 to 2696 code for a protein of 599 amino acids. The transcript has 3 exons. The record is from RefSeq and is a predicted model, not a curated record. Gene Ontology annotation, biological process: regulation of transcription by RNA polymerase II; cell differentiation. Gene Ontology annotation, molecular function: RNA polymerase II cis-regulatory region sequence-specific DNA binding; DNA-binding transcription factor activity, RNA polymerase II-specific.